CCCCGCGAGGACCUCCUGCGUCCCAACUCCGAAGCCCGAGAACGAGGUGAAGAGAAGGCGAGACCCCGCCGCCUCUUUUCUCGCCCUCGCCCUCUACCGGUCGGACCCCAAACCCUCUCUGCGCCGCCGCUUUCCCCCAUCCCGAGAUGGAUGGCUCCCUCACCGACCGACUCCCGGAGGCGGCCGCGCUUCCCGAAGGCUUCGUCGAGAGCUCCGGCGAUUCGCCGGCGCCCCGCACCCCAACCACCGGCACCGACUACAAGGUGCCGCUGAUCGAUCCCGACCGCCCCAACGAGCCGUGGAACGGGUCGCUGCUGCCCCUCGCCGUGGAGAUAUCCUGGGCCGCCGGCGUCGGAGCGGGGGCCGGGGAGAAGCCCGGAACUUGUCCCGAUUUCUUGCCGGAGAGGGACAUCCAAGAAGUUAGGGUUUCAUCGACCCAACCGAGCGGUGGGCCUCUGGAGGCGUCAAAGAAGGUUCAAUCGCCUCAAGAUGAGCCUUUCUUGAAUUCUGCUCACGAUUUGGGUGACAAGGCUUAUCAGGGUUCGGCUGUUGUCACCCAAGAAAGGCUCGAGUCACUUUGUCGGGAGCUACAAUCUCAAAAUAAAGUGCUAAUGGACGAGUGCCAGAGAGUAUCAACAGAGGGACAGAAUGUGAGAUCAGAUCUGUCUGUGACUUUUAAGGAUACAAUUAAGGAUGUAAGCAGUAAGCUAGAACAGCAGAAAGAUGAAUGUCUUUAUCAACUAAGGGAGAAUGAGAUGCUAAGAAACCAGUUAGAGCAUCUUGCUGACCAGUAUGCACUUGCUGAACAACAAUUUGCCCAAGAGAUGAAGCAGAAAAUUGUGGAACUUGAGCUUGCUGAUCAGAAAAUUCAACGACAAGAAAGGUUAAUGCAGGAUCAAACCCAGAUGCAGUUAUAUGUUGAACAGGUUGAAGAAAUAUUGGCCACUGAGAAGAAUCUGCAUUUACAGCUAGCAGACGAUGGAGAUAAAUUUCAGCAACUCCAAGACGCAUUGUUGAAAAGUAAUGAACUUUUCGAUUCAUUUAAGCAGGAGAUGGAAAAGAUGGCAAGAUCAGUAAAGGAACUUAAGAAGGAAAAUGAGUUCUUAAAGAGCAGAUGUGAGAAGUCAGAUAUCACGCUUGUAAAGCUUGUUGAUGAGCGCGAAGACAUGAAGAAGCAGCUGGAGAAAGCAAAGAGUCAGAAGGAAAAGCUUGAAUCUUUGUGCCGAUCGCUGCAGGCAGAAAGAAAAUAGAACCUAGUAGGGGGUGAUAACAGUGAUCCAGUUACUAUGCAAGUCAGAUCGGAAUCAGCGGGAAAGACUCCUAAAGCCAACAGAAUUUGGCAGUUUACAUAUGCAAAAUUUUGCCUGAGAUUUCAUAAGAUGCUGUUUUGCAGGUAGGCUGAGGGAAUGUGAUUCUUUCUUUCAACAUUUUCCAUGUAUCAUCAGAAUAAAUGUUACUAAUCAUGUUGGAAAGCAAUUAUUCAUGGGGAAGGCAAUAUUACCUUUUUAAAUAUAUAAAUGUGAAGAUUUUACCAACAUA
Phoenix dactylifera (date palm) is the source of this 1539-nucleotide messenger RNA. RefSeq lists its product as uncharacterized. NCBI's taxonomy places the organism in Eukaryota, Viridiplantae, Streptophyta, Magnoliopsida, Arecales, Arecaceae. The record is from RefSeq and is a predicted model, not a curated record. Gene Ontology annotation, molecular function: syntaxin binding.